AUGAGUAAAAAUGACAAUGAUCGAUUUAAUUUGAUCAAAACAUUUAUAUUAAAAGAUGGUGACAAACAAACAUAUUGUAAUAUGUAUAACAACAAUCCACAUUAUAAUUUGAAUGAUUUUCAAAUCUAUUUGAAUCCAUCCAUUGGUCAAAAAAAUAUAUCGUGUGAUCCAAAAUUAUCCGAUUUUAAUGAAAUUGUUGUGCAUGAUAUUAGUUCAGAAGAUAGAUAUUAUCGAAUUAAACUCAACAAUGAUAAUACAGUGACCUUUGAUCCACAAAAGAGUGAACUUUAUUUCAAUAAAAUAUGUACUUUAAUCGAUGAAUGUAAUCAAAAUAACAAAAACUAA
Messenger RNA from Didymodactylos carnosus, 345 nucleotides. The record is from the annotation of a GenBank genome assembly. Lineage: Eukaryota; Metazoa; Rotifera; Eurotatoria; Philodinida; Philodinidae.